CGGAUUGAGGCUUGUUGAGCUUUGCCUGAUGAUUCUUGCUGACGAACUCAGAAAGCCUCCGCCAGGGGGAAGAAGGUCGACAUCAUCCAAGGUCUGGGGAUAGUGCCCAACUUCUGCCGGAUCGGUCUCUCCAGAAGCAGGGAUCCGGUAAUGUGUGGUGCUAUUGACGCCGUCGGUAACAUUGGAUCUGCCGAUGGAAUCCCCCCUUGCCAGAUGGGUCGGAUCAUCGAAUGGCUUUGCGAGAUGCAUCAUGUCGGUCUCUUCUAGUCUGGUCUUGCCGCGGUGCUGGUAUGCCUCAUCCAAGAUCAUGUGGGAAAUGUGAGUGUUGCGCGUUGCAACGCGGUCACCCGUGUCCGAGGAAGCUUUGGGGCAAGGUCGAGAAGGCAAGGCCUGGGAUUGAUUCUUUGCCCAUGCACCCGACUUGCCCAAGCCUUGAUAGGUGGUCAUUAUGAUAUUGACAAUAGCAGAUAUGAAACAAUCUUGUUGUGCGUCUCCAAAGAAGGUGCCUUGAUUUUCAUGGGAAGACUCGGCGUAUUUCUUGAGGGAGUCUAUCUACCUUUCUUUCGAUUGGAAAAUGACCUCAUCUUAUAUGCGCCAGACAACAGCUCGACUCGAUCGUUAGCAAGGUCAUUUCUCUCGCACACGAGUAUUGAUGAGAAUUGAGCGCCCGCUAGCGAACAUGCCUUCUUACGGAUCGAAGGGAGGAUGCCAGGAUUGUGCUUAUCUGGACCAAUUGCAGAGGAUCGAACCACGCUAAUGCAGCACACUUUUGUAUCAGGCCAAUUGAGUGUACAGCUGAUGCAUUGCUGUUCGGCUGGUGCCAAGGGACCUCAUGUGCCCCAUGCCCAGGAUGCCCUGAAUCCGGUCAAUGUCAUCUCACGAGAGUUCAAAUAUCCUGUGCUCGAUUGUAGGGCAUCCAUCACGUCCACUGUGCGUUCCGUGGAAUCUCAGAGAACUAGCUAUCAUUAGCCAUCGAAAAUGACAAAGUGGACACAGGACGAGGCUGAGUGGGAGACGGCUAAAUCUGCCAUCAGGCGCCACUACCUGGAGGAGGGCAAGUCUCUAAAGGAACUCGCCCAGAUCAUGUGCAAGGAAUAUCGGCUCAACGCAACACCAGACAUGUACAAGCGCCGGCUCGCCAAAUGGGGCUUCCAGAAAAAGGUCCGGGGUCAAGAUGCCUUCACCGUCGUGCGUGCUGCACGAGUGAGCGCCGCUGUCGGCGGAACAGCCUCUUCGCUGAGUAAUGACUACGGCGCAGGGGUUGGGCCUGAAAAGAUUGAUCGUUAUUUGAAGCGCAAGUAUCACUCGGAGAGUGAGUUUCUAGCUGCGAUGACGGCUCCUUCCCCAGAAAAGUCGUCCAGAAGAGAUCUGCGAGCUGCGAAGAAGACAACCAUGGACGUUCUAAUCACAGAAAGACCCCCCCCUCCGUUUGGCUCAGCCAUGCUUCUGGAAAUCGUGGCCAGUCUUCGCAUCUACUUCACCGCAUCGUUUUCCGAUGGCUCCUGGCGGAUAAGCCGUGACCCAAAUAUCGACGUGUACAGUACACGUCCCCACGGCAAUGACAUGCUCGGUCUAAAAGCACUGUUCAGCGCACACGACCUAGCUUGUGAGUUGCUGGACACCAAUCAGAUGGCUGAAGCUGGGCUCGUUCUCAGUCGCGCCGGUUCCGGCAUUGAGGAUCUCAUCGCGACGCGACAUCCUCGGAUGCUGACAGCCAUAUUCGACCUCAUAUUCCAUCUAAUACGCCGUCGCCGCCCUGAAGUCGCCAUGAUUCUGCUUCGACAUUUCUCUUCCCUCGUAUCCGUCCUCUUGGGCUCUAGGCACCCGAUCAGUCAAGCUUUCGAGCGUCUGUUGAAAGCUCCACGGCUGGAGUUCCAACCCUAUUUGCUCUUGGCAUGGCAAAGUGCCAUUGAUCGCUUCGCCGACGCUGCCGGGCCGCUUCAUUACUCCACGCUUAGCGUUCGUCGCGAGUACAUUCAGAUGGCCAUUGGUUUGGACGAUAUAGCCCUUGCCGCCAAUCAAGUCCGAGAGCUCGCAGAGCUUUGCGAGCGCGAAUUGGGCGCUGAGGACCUGCGGACGCUCAAGCUCUACUACACGCUCGCUGAACUACUCUUCGAACAACAGCGUUCGGAAGAAUGCGUGCAUAUCGGAGAGAAGAUGGUGCAUGCAGCAGCCAACUUCGCGGACAAGGACUAUGAUAGAUUCGUGGACUUGAGCUGCAGUGGGUUGUUCUUCAUCGCAAAGGCUCAAUGUGCUCAAGGAAUGGCCAAUGGUUCGUCUACUUACAGGGACCAAGCUGCCGGGACUCUCUGGCGCGCAAUCGAGCUUUGCAUCUCAUAUAGGGGCUUGCAACAUCCUCUGGCCAUGA
Molecule: messenger RNA, 2368 nt
Organism: Exophiala xenobiotica
Lineage: Eukaryota; Fungi; Ascomycota; Eurotiomycetes; Chaetothyriales; Herpotrichiellaceae
Exons: 2
Molecular function (GO): protein binding
Source: RefSeq, a predicted model, not a curated record